GCAUUUUCUUAAACACUCUCCCAAAGGAAAGUUUUCCCAAACGCACCUUUAAGUCAGUCGACGACUCCAGAAGAAGUCAUCGAUCAUAAUCCAAAAUGGGUAAGGUUUCUGCUUGCUCUGCUGUGGAGACAAGGACAUUCUUUGUGAAGCCAUCGAUCAGAAUCCCAGAUGAGUUGCGACAUACGGACAAUUAAUCCUUCGUAUGAUCCAGCAUUUGUUGUGCUGAUUCAACUAGGGACUUCGGAGCAGUAGGGGAUCUUCUAAAGACGAGGCUAUUUCUUGAUUUCCAGAUUUCCAGUACGACCGAGAGUUCGAAGUUUUCGCGCUGAGGCUCCUGGGAUUCUUCGUGGGUAAAACAUAAUAAACGACUGGGACUCUCGAAAGCAUCUAGUCUUGAAUAAGAGAAAGCAUUGAGAUAACACAUACUUAGAUCCGAAACGAGAAAAGGGGAGUGGCGAACAAAGAAGGAAAUGUACGGCUUACCAAUUGUUCUGCUACUAGCCCUGUUCGUGUGCGCUUACAUACUCCUGCGGCAGAAAAAAAGCAGGGGCCCUCAGACGUAUGAUGUGUUUUUGAGCUUCAGAGGUGACGACACUCGCACUAGCUUCACCGAUCACCUGUACAAUGGCCUGGAGGCUGCUGGGUUCCAUGUGUUCAGGGACAACGACGCCCUCCAGCCUGGCGAAAAGAUAGGAAAGGAGCUUGUCCAGGCCAUCGGGAAUUGUAGGAUCGCGAUUCCCAUCAUCUCUGAAAACUAUGCAAAGAGUAGAUGGUGCCUCCGCGAGCUCACUGAGAUUAUGAAUUGCCACAAUGAGCACAACAAACGAGUCUUUCCUAUAUUCUAUAAAGUAAAUGUUCUAGAUUUACAUGGCCCAAGCGGUCAUUUUGCAGGAGAUCUAUCAGUACACGAGGCCAUGUGGGGCAAUGAAUUGCCACGAUGGGCGAAAGCACUGACUUCUGUUGCGUGGAUUAGAGGAUGGAUAUCACAGACCAUUGCUGAUGGGCAUGACGGAAAGCUGGUGAAAAUGGUGGUCCAAAGGGUUUCGAGUGAAUUGCAGACAAUGUGGAUCGAACGGCUCCCCAUAUUUCCUAUGUUGAUGUCCAAUUACCACAUAAGAUUAGCGUAUGGUUACUUUUCGGAGAAGAAAAGAGGAGAGGUGUUCUUGGCCUUUCAUGGCCUUGAUACACGACUUGGCUUUGCUGCUUGCCUCUACAGCAGCCUUGUGGGUGCAGGAAUUAAAGUGCUUAAAGAUGAUCAUCCGUACCUGAUAGGUACACAUCUUAUUCAUGGGAUUUUCAAUGGCAUCCAUCAUUGCAAGAUAUCAAUUCCAAUUCUCUCUGUAAAUUUUGCUUCUUCUCAAUGGUGCCUUGAUGAUCUUGCUGAGAUGGUUGAUUGCAAGAGAAAAAAAGGGCAAAAGAUAUUGCCCAUAUUCUACAAAGCGACGCCCUCGGAAGUGAAAAAGAUCUCAGAUUCUUUUGGAACGUAUAUGCUUAAACAUAGGGAAAAGGUCGAGCCACUUGUCUAUGGGAGGUGGAAGCGAGCUCUUGUUGAGAUCGGGUCCUUCAAAGGAUUGGAAUCGGAGAAAGUUGCCAAUGGGGAUGAAGGGGAACUUUUGAAAAUGGUAGUCGAGAAGGUUUUGAUGUUGUUGACAAAUCCCCAGAAGCUUGAUCCAUCCUAAUAUUGACUCAAUCUUGAAUUUGGUCUGUUCUGUUACAUAUGGAAAGAAGAUAUGAUAAGAAAUGGGAAUGUAGGGGGCGGACCAAGGGACGAAAGGAGGAGAGAAAAAUGUCUAAGCAAUAAUUAUGAAAAGAAUUGUUUUCCCAUAUUCAUUUUCAAAUCUUAUUUUAUGCUGUAAUGAGCUGAGUUUUCGACUAGUUAUGGUGCGGAAGAUGUGCUAGACUUCA
This is a messenger RNA of Eucalyptus grandis, 1905 nucleotides long. RefSeq lists its product as uncharacterized. The coding region runs from base 471 to 1679 and encodes 402 amino acids. The transcript is spliced from 6 exons. Gene Ontology annotation, biological process: signal transduction. The record is from RefSeq and is a predicted model, not a curated record. Lineage: Eukaryota; Viridiplantae; Streptophyta; Magnoliopsida; Myrtales; Myrtaceae.